Messenger RNA from Micromonas pusilla CCMP1545, 1674 nucleotides. RefSeq names its product set domain protein. Bases 1 to 1674 code for a protein of 557 amino acids. NCBI's taxonomy places the organism in Eukaryota, Viridiplantae, Chlorophyta, Mamiellophyceae, Mamiellales, Mamiellaceae. Gene Ontology annotation, molecular function: protein binding; histone methyltransferase activity; double-stranded DNA binding. The transcript has a single exon. The record is from RefSeq and is a predicted model, not a curated record.
AUGCGAGACCUGGGGAUGUACCUUCAAGGGUACGAGGCUGGAGGGACCCAGGAGCCGAAGAAGGUUACGGGCGGACUGAUGGGGGUUCCGGUGGGUACCAAGUACAACUCGCGGGCGGAGAUGUUCGCGUGCGGGAUGCACAUGCACUGGCUCGCCGGCAUCGCGACGUAUAAGACGGCGAGGGAGAAAGGAAAGAAGGAGGUGGUGGUCGCGAACUCGAUCGCGAUGAGCGGCGGGUUCGAGGAUGACUUGGACGCGUCUGAUCGAUGCCCGUACACCGGCGCCGGGAUGAACGACCUGCUGCACACGGGAAGGCAAUACGCGGACCAGUCCAUCUCCGAGAACGCGUCGAACCGCGCGAUGGCGGCGGCGUGCGACUUGGGCCUCCCCAUCCGCGUCGUGCGAGGCGCCCCGGACAAGGACUCGUUCUCCGGGAAGGUGUACACGUACGACGGUCUGUACCUCGUCGAGUCGUAUCACCUCGUCGUCGGGAAGAGCGGGUACAAAGUCGCGCGGUUCGAUCUCGUGCGUCUGGACGGGCAGCCCCCGGUGACGUCCGCGAGCGUGCACUUCAAGCAGAGCCGCUCCGCGCUGCCGGCGAAGCAGCGCCCGGAGGACCGCCCCGGGUUCGUGAUGGCGGACCUGUCCCUGGGCACCGAAAGUCUCCCGGUGUGCGUCGUGAACGCGUUCGACGAGAGCUCGCCGCACUGGGCGCCGCCGCCGCGGCCGCUGAAGCUCCCGCCCGGGUGCGACUCCGUGGAGAAGAUCAGCGCGUUCUUCCUCGAAACGUUCCCCCGAAGCGGCGGCGUGCCCCCGAAGGAGGCGUUCGCGUACCUCCCGUGCGGGGUGGUCGCGCGGUCGGCGUCCAGGGUCCCGGCGCCGCCGCCGCGGACGCCGACGUCGAGCGAGCUCCGGGCGCUCAACGCGUGCACGCUGAAGGAUCCGACCAGAGGGCCGUACGACGCCAAGGGGACGCUCGUGAACGACGGGUGCCUCGUGUACGAGGGCGAGCCCGGGUACGUGCGCGGCGAGCCGGUCAAGUGCGGGUCGAACGCGACGAGCGUCGGGUUGACGCAUCGGAUGGAGGUGUUUCGCACGGAGGGCAAAGGGUGGGGCGUGCGGUCGUGGGAUCCGAUCAAGGCGGGCGAGUUCGUGUGCGAGUUCACGGGCGAGAUGCUGACGCACUCGGAAGCGGAGAAGCGCGGCGAGCACGAGCACGAGGACGCGUACGAGGGCGCCGGGGAGUACGACGAGUAUUUGUUCGGGUUAAACCCGAGCCACCCGGAGCCGCUGGCGGCGUUGCUGAAGGGCGAGUACGACGACGAGGACGUGAAAAAGUUCAAGGCCAGCGGUCGGACGACGCCGACGCCGACGCAGGUUCAGAAACUCCUCGACCUCGCGGGGCUCAGCGCCGCGGACGCGGAGACGCAGUUCGAGCUCGACGGCAAGCGCGCGGGGUCGUUCGCGCGGUUCAUCAACAGCUCGGACCAGCCGAAUUUGUUCGCGCAGGCGGUGGUGACGGGUCACCUGGACCCGAGGCAGUGCCGGAUCUGUCUGUUCGCGUGCUUCGACAUCCCGGCGAUGACGGAGCUGUCGUACGACUACGGCAGCGAGUACCAGACGAAUUUGUUGGGGGACGAGUACAGGGAGCAGCUCGCGCGCGGGUCGAGGUAG